Molecule: messenger RNA, 1165 nt
Organism: Sinocyclocheilus rhinocerous
Lineage: Eukaryota; Metazoa; Chordata; Actinopteri; Cypriniformes; Cyprinidae
Product: fatty aldehyde dehydrogenase-like
Exons: 6
Coding region: 1-702 (233 amino acids)
Biological process (GO): aldehyde metabolic process
Cellular component (GO): cytoplasm
Molecular function (GO): 3-chloroallyl aldehyde dehydrogenase activity; aldehyde dehydrogenase (NAD+) activity
Source: RefSeq, a predicted model, not a curated record
AUGAAUCUCUUCAUGAGAGAGUUCUACCAAAAGGAUCCUAAAAGCUCUCCAGACUAUUGCAGAAUCAUUAACACACGUCACUUUGACAGAGUAUUGGCUCUAAUGAAUGAAUGCACUAUUGCUCUUGGAGGAGAGAGUGAUCGCUCACAAUAUUACAUAGCUCCUACAGUUUUGAGGGAUGUUUUACCCCAUUUCAAAAUCAUGCAAGAAGAAAUCUUUGGACCACUGCUGCCCAUCGUCACUGUUAAUGGCUUGAGUGAGGCCAUACAUUUUAUCAAUGCAAGAGAAAAGCCAUUGGCGCUCUAUGUCUUUUCCUCUGAUAAAACGGUGAUUAAGCGAAUGUUAGCUGAAACCACCAGUGGAGGAGUGACUGUUAAUGAUGUCUUGAUGCAUUACACUGUCGAUACCUUACCUUUUGGAGGUGUAGGAAACAGUGGAAUGGGCAGAUAUCAUGGGAGGCACACGUUCGACCAGCUGAGUCACCAUCGUGCCUGUCUCAUCAAGUCUUUUGCUAUGGAGAGUUUGAAUGACGCCCGUUACCCUCCACUAACAGCAGCCCGACUGCGCAAGGCCAAGUUUUUCAUGCAGCAUCGCUUGUGCAGCUGUAAUGGCAUGUGUGUGUGGGCCGCUAUCACAACUAUAUUGGCAAUUGGUCUUCUUGUUGCCUUAAUAGUUGUGCUGAUAAAGGAUACUCCAGUUUGAAGCAACAGAUCCCUCUGCCUGCACUGCUGCUCAAGUUUGUCACUCUUUAGAACAAUUUUAAUCUCAUAUGGAAUACUUGAAUCAUAUGUUGGUACAAAUAUUGAAUAUUUGUAUCAAUCUGAUAUAAAACAGUGUUUCAUGUACAUUUUCUUUUCAAAUUUCGAUAAUUAUUUUUCAGUAAACUAGAAACAGUAUAUUUUAAUCUUCUAAAUACAAUUAAUAAGGCGUGUUUGUAUGGGCUUUUCUACUCCUGUAGAGAAUUUGAGCUGUUGAACUGCUGAAUUGUGCAGAAUCUUCACAUUUAGAUCUUCUAAAUGGACAAGUUACCAUCAUUUCUGUGAUGUAGCAGCACAAUGCAAGCAUUGUUCUCCAUUGUUCCGUUGUUUUCCAGCUUAUCUUCUUUAUGUGGUGGACUUUAUGGAGAGCUUUAGCACAUGAGCUUUCAUCUACAUUUAUGUUGACA